Phytophthora nicotianae INRA-310 is the source of this 1601-nucleotide messenger RNA. RefSeq names its product WEE protein kinase. The record is from RefSeq and is a predicted model, not a curated record. Lineage: Eukaryota; Oomycota; Peronosporomycetes; Peronosporales; Peronosporaceae. Gene Ontology annotation, molecular function: protein kinase activity; ATP binding. The transcript is spliced from 9 exons. Gene Ontology annotation, biological process: protein phosphorylation. Bases 27 to 1526 code for a protein of 499 amino acids.
AAAUUGGCGGCAAUUAGGAAGCGAAAAUGGUGCGGAACUCGGCGUCUCCGUCGCCGAUGCGGGCGCGCUCUCUGCAUGCCGCAAUGGAAGAGGCCUCAUCCCCACGUGUAAACAAAACGCUGAGCUUCAUCAGCAGCGACGAUGACGACGAAAGCAACGAAGAAGUAGAUCAGGAGAACCGCUGCAAACUCAACGAUAGCAAUGAUGAUACAAGCCCAAGUAAUACUAAAGCAGCGGCGGCCGGGGGAACAUUUCGCUACCGCACACGACGCAUGGAGCGUCUCGGUGUGUAUGGUAGGCAGGACCCUCCGUACCGUCGGCGCGAAUUGAUAUCACCCAACAAGAUACAGCAACAACGACGAUCCAGCUCGGAGCAGAGCACACCGACGCACAGGAGACCAGGGCUCGCCACACGGUGUAGUAGAUCGGUGUCGCCACCGUGUGCGAGUCCAGCGACGUUGCUUAGUCAUAACCUUGGAACAAUUUUGUCGAUGAAGAGUCCUGUGCAUAUUCGCCGACGCUCACAAAGGAGAAACAUAGUUCUGAAGAGACUCAGCGUUGCAGAUUGUCCGAACCAGUUUGUCAGUUCGUUUGAAAGUUUGCAAACCAUCCGUUGGCUUGGAGCAGGCGUGUCGGCAGAAGUAUUCAAGGUCCGAGAUCCAAAGAGUGGAGAGCUUUUCGCCGUCAAGAAGUCGAAGCAAGAGCUGCGAAAUGACCGAGAACGUGAUCUGUUGGCCCAAGAAAUUACCAUCCUAGAGAAGUUGGCAUCGUCACGACACAACUUCGACAACAUCGUUCGGUAUUAUCAAGCGUGGCAGGAGAAUGGUUUUUUCUACUUGCAAAUGGAACUGUGCGAGGGAGGCACAUUACAAGAUUUUAUUAUGACGCGAAACCGGGAGGCUCUUCCUGAAAGCUACUUGUGGAGUAUCCUACGGGAUGUUGCAAGCGGACUCGAAGUUCUUGGUGACCACGGUCUUGUUCAUCUGGAUAUCAAACCUGACAACAUAUUUAUCACGGGAGACGGACGUUUAAAGAUCGGAGACUUCGGUAUGGCUGGAAAAGUGGUGAUAUCUGCCAAAGCGUCGAGAAAAAUAAGCGAUCUUGAAGGAGAUGCGAAGUACAUGGCGAAGGAGCUCCUUUCCAGCGCGGACCGACUACCUUCAGCGGAUAUUUUCUGUCUUGGCAUUAUGAUGCUGGAAAUUGCGACUGGAAUGGUUUUGCCAGAAGCUGGAAAGAAGUGGCAUGACCUUAGGGAUGGAGAUUUGCCUUCCUUGUCUCCAGAGUACUCGAAGGAACUCGGUGAGAUAAUUCUACAGAUGAUGCACCCCGAUCCAACAAAGAGGCCCAGUGCAGCUGCCAUCAUGAAAAACUCUCGUGUGCAGACUGCCACCGAUCCUGCCACCCUUAUUCAAGAGCACGCUCUAAAGCAAAAAAUGGUAGUGCCCACCAGAGCGCGAAGCAACACAAGCCGAUCGGCAAGAAACAGUCUGCAGACGCCUCACAAGACACGCCUCUUAAUACCAUAAGCACCUGCAGUUCAUUAAUGUCAUAAGUCGGCUUACCAUUUCGUCCGCCAGCGUCCAUUAUUCCAACAACGUCAA